UGUUCAUUCUCUCUCCCUAUAGGAAUGCUCUCCCUAUGCUGCUCACUUAUAUGAUGCUGAGGAUCCUUCCACUCCUAUGAGGACAAUAGCAGGGCUCUGUCAAGACUAUUGUGUGGAGGUGUGGCAAAAAUGCAGGUCCAUGUUUCGUUACCUCUCUACAGAUAAACAGCUAGCAGCACUGGAAAACAACAUGGCAAAAUUUUGCCACUAUUUGUCCCUUGAUGAUGUAGACUACUGUUUCCCCCGCCUGUUAACAAAUGCAAAUCUCAAUCAUAACCUUGGGUUAGUGACAGCCGACUCGGAGGGCUGUCUCCAGUUGUGCCUAAUGGAGGUAGCUAAUGGUCUGCGGAAUCCUGUUGCUAUGGUGCACGCUAACGAUGGCACUCACAGAUUCUUCAUUGCUGAACAAGUUGGCUUAGUUUGGACCUACCUUCCUGAUCGGUCAAGGCUUGAAAAGCCAUUUCUAAACAUCAGUGAAGCUGUACUUACAUCGCCCUGGGAAGGAGAUGAGAGAGGUUUUCUAGGUAUUGUCUUCCAUCCCAAAUUCAAAUUUAACGGUAAAGUGUAUGUCUACUAUUCAAUAGAAGUUGACUAUGAAGAAAGAAUCCGGAUCAGCGAGUUCAGAAUUUCUUCUGAUGACAUGAAUACUUUGGACCAUGGUUCUGAAAGGAUAAUUCUAGAGAUAGAAGAGCCAGCUUCUAAUCACAAUGGAGGAGAGCUACUCUUUGGAGAUGAUGGCUAUCUUUACAUAUUUACUGGGGAUGGAGGAAUGGCUGGUGAUCCUUUUGGGACAUUUGGAAAUGCUCAAAACAAAUCAACAUUGUUAGGCAAAGUGCUCCGGAUCAACGUGGACAAUAAUGACCGUGGGCCUCUCUAUAGAAUUCCUCCAGACAACCCAUUUGUUAAUGAUCCAACAGCUCGUCCUGAAGUCUAUGCCUAUGGGGUGAGGAAUAUGUGGCGCUGUUCUUUUGAUAGGGGUGAACCCUAUACAAAGGAAGGGAAAGGGCGACUUUUCUGUGGAGAUGUAGGACAGAAUAAAUUUGAAGAAAUCGACAUCGUAGAGAAAGGAAAAAAUUAUGGCUGGAGGGCAAGGGAAGGAUUCAGCUGCUAUGAUAAAAAACUUUGCACCAAUUCCUCAAUAGAUGAUGUGCUUCCAAUUUAUGCUUAUCCACACAAAAUGGGGAAAUCUGUUACAGGAGGCUAUGUCUAUCGGGGUUGUGAGUCUCCAAACUUGAAUGGGCUGUACAUAUUUGGUGAUUUUAUGAGUGGACGUUUAAUGUCCCUGAAAGAGAACCGUGCUACUGGACAAUGGCAAUACAAUGAAAUUUGCAUGGGAACAGGGCAGACGUGUGUGUUCCCUGGUCUUAUCAAUAACUACUAUCAAUAUAUCAUCUCUUUUGCAGAAGACGAGGCAGGAGAACUUUACUUCAUGUCUACUGGGAUUCCAAGUGCCACUGCUCCCAAUGGAGUAGUUUACAAGAUAGUAGACACGUCUCGGAGAGCGCCACCAAGAAAAUGCCAGGUUGAGCCUUUGCCAGUGAAAGUAAAAAGCAGGCUUCUAAAGUUUGUGCCAAAAGAGAAACUUAUUAUAAAAAUACCAACCCAACCCCCCAGACUAAGACCCACCACCAAAGCUCCAGGGAGGGGUCGGCCAACACCUGAAGCCCCCCAUGCCACUACUCCAGACUGGAUCGAACAACUCUUGGACCUUCUUAGAAAUCAAAAUAGAUUGCAGACUACCACCAGAACGCCAACAACCAAGCCCCCAAAGUCAACAACCAAGCCCCCAAAGCCCAGGAAAGGAGGAAAGAGUGGGGAAAGAAGAGGGCGGAGGAAGAAAAAACCCAGUGUUCCUCCACAACCCCAGAAUGGUGCGGUGCGACUGAUGAACAGGCAAGCAAGAGGAAGAGACCGGGGAAGGGUGGAGAUUUACAUCAAUGGAGAGUGGGGCACAGUCUGUGAUGACUUGUGGAACUCUCAUGCAGCAGCAGUGGUGUGUCAUCAGUUAGGGUUCCCCCAUGUUGUUAGGGCCACCAAGAAAGCAGAGUUUGGGGAAGGGGAUUCACUUAAUAUUCUUCUUGAUGAUGUUCAGUGUUCGGGACAGGAGCAGAACCUGCUGGAGUGCGUACACGCAGACAUUGGCAAACACAACUGCAGCCAUAAAGAAGAUGCAGGUGUGAUAUGCAGUCACGAAGAUGUUACAGACACUGAAAAUUAAUAACAGCACAUCAGGAAAUGCAGAAAUGGACUGUGAGCUCAUCUUUCUUCCCCUCCUCCCCCCUUGCCCUUUUUAAACAGUGGAUGCAUUUACAAGGUUGUAUUUACCCAUGAGGAUGCUACAUCUGGUCUAUGUAACUCAUAGUUUUUUGUUCCUUUACAUUCCAUAAUGUGUGUAUUGGAGGGAAGAGAAGGUACAAUGAAUUAUCAUUUCAGUAUAUAUAUGGCAAGGGAUUGGAUUACAGGUAGAAGAAAAAAUAUCCUCAGGUAAGAGAUUAUGGAAUAAAAAGAUGUGCUCCUUUGUCAUCUCAGAUUGAAUGAAGCACUGCAUAUCUUUAGGCACGUCUAGCAGUAUUCUACCAAAAAGGAUUCUCAAAUGGCUCAUUACCCUUUUGCUUAUGUCAGUAUUCACAUUGCCUGCUUAACUGUUCUGUCACCUGUAGUUUCACAGAUGUUAGAGACUGGAAGGGACUUACAGAUCAUCAGGUCCAGCCCCCCUGCACUUGGGCAGGAAAGGGGCAGGAAAGACUGCU
Molecule: messenger RNA, 2750 nt
Organism: Gavialis gangeticus (Gharial)
Lineage: Eukaryota; Metazoa; Chordata; Crocodylia; Gavialidae
Gene: HHIPL1
Product: HHIP like 1
Exons: 8
Coding region: 77-2218 (713 amino acids)
Cellular component (GO): membrane
Source: RefSeq, a predicted model, not a curated record